This is a messenger RNA of Aspergillus calidoustus, 1347 nucleotides long. NCBI's taxonomy places the organism in Eukaryota, Fungi, Ascomycota, Eurotiomycetes, Eurotiales, Aspergillaceae. The record is from the annotation of a GenBank genome assembly.
AUGGAAGCAAGUUAUUGGCAAGGCCGCGAGAGAGGCGCACGAGCAGCCUACGCUUUGAUGAGCGGUGCACCUGAUAUCUGGACGGAGAGAGACGCGGGCAUCCCAGGCCAUGAAGCUCCGUUGUUUACCUUGAACCAAGACCCGAAAGUCUCGCUCGUCUUUCUCCGCCUUCCGGAUGGACAUAUCCAGGGACAAGGAUUCGACGUAACUGGAAAUGAGAGCCUGCAGAAAUUGUGGGAGGGAGCGGUACCUAGCAUCCACACAAUAAGUGGAUCCGGCUCGUAUACGAAGGACGGGCUGCUGAAAGCACUCGUCUCUCUGAUGGUCGGCUUCGGCCCACAACACGUGAACACACUUGACUACGUCCACCCGUAUGGAGACGGGGAUCACAGUGACCAUCAUUCGGUGGCGUUCUUCGUUGCUGAAGCUGUAAAGUUGUACGAGAGCAAUCCCAUGCUGACGGGCUAUAUGGGCUAUCCGGUCAUCAACGAGACAGCAAAUAUACUCGGUACAGAUCUCCUGGGAAAGCAGCUCGCGUUCUAUGCGUAUGCGAGAGGUGACCCUGCCGUUUGCAACAGCCACAUGGCUUGCCAGGGCGAACAGUACUAUCCUCGAUGGCUCGAACGCGAAUACAGGCUUGACGGCGGGCCCGUUGCGAAUGCCGGCUCUGACCAGGUAGCUGGUUUAGAUGCGGCGGUAGCCUUAGAUGGGUCGCAGAGUUCGGAUCCGAAACAUUUACCUUUGACUUAUGAGUGGGCGCAGGUCAGCGGUACACCUGUCGAGUUGAUGAGCGCUGAGACAAGUCAUCCUUCAUUUAAGACCCCGAGUGAGCCGGGCACUCUGACUUUUGAGCUGGUCGUGAGCAACGGGAAGACGAGCAGCGCGCCAGCUGUUGUAACGAUCACUGUUAUGCGGCAUUCUGAGAACAUUGCUCUCAAAGCAAGAGUAACGGCUUCAUCUGCAAAUACCGCCGCCAGCCAAACUCCAGAUAAAGCGAUCGAUGCAACCGCAGGUGGAUUUCCAGCAGACUACACCCACGAGUGGGCGAGUCAAGGUGGCAAGACGGGGGCCUGGUUGAGUCUCAGCUGGGAGAGCCCGCAGGUAGUGUCAAAGGUCGCUCUCUAUGACCGCCCGAAUCUCGACGAUCAAAUCACAGCAGGCGUCAUCGAGUUUGACAGUGAGGAGAGAAUCGACAUUGGAGAAUUAAAUAACUAUGGGACGGCCAAGAGUUUUGAGCUUGAAGACAGGACAGUCCGCAACCUCACUAUCAGAAUAACGGCCGUUAGCCCUUCGACGAUGAAUGUUGGUCUCUCUGAGGUUCAGGUCUUUGGGUCAAGCCUAUCUUGA